Spirodela intermedia is the source of this 180-nucleotide messenger RNA. The record is from the annotation of a GenBank genome assembly. NCBI's taxonomy places the organism in Eukaryota, Viridiplantae, Streptophyta, Magnoliopsida, Alismatales, Araceae.
AUGAGCUCUAGAGGAAGCGGCGCGCACAGCGGCGCCAGCACCCCCUGCCGAGACCAGCAGCGCAGGUGCGAGCCCGACCGCCCAUUGGCGCCUUCCUUCCCACGUCACCAGAAGGAGGAUUUCUUCUGGACGCAGAUGCUGUUCGGUCUAAGCAAUAUCACCAAGGUCUGCAAAUCGUGA